UUUUGUUAUAAUUGUUACAAAUUCUCCCAUUAAAGCAUGCGUAACAAACCAAUGAAUAAAUUCCAGGAUUCAAUGGAUAUUCUGGCAUGGUUGACCUGGCAAGAUUAAGAGACAAUAAGAGAAGAUAUAUAGGCAUAUAUAGAAACAAAGGCAAACACCUGUCAGCUUCUAAAUUUAGCAGAAGUUGACGGAGUCCCUUUUUUCAAUUUUGUAGAGAGAUUGAAGAAUAGAUUCAUUAGAGGAAUAAGUUCUCCGUUUUUUCCUGAGCAAGCAAAAGAGAAAAAAAAGUUUGUUCUUCUGGGGAAAGCUACCAAUGCUGCGGUUUACGAACAAAUUGAAUUAAUUUGACGAGAAUUGAUGAAACUUGCAGUACUUUUUGCAUGGUUCUAGGCCUGUAUAUUCAAGAUUCAUUUUGAUGUUUCUUGAAUCCUGGGGUGGUGGUGGGAUUGAAGAAAGUGGAUGAAGGAUUAUGAUGUCCUGCUUUUCAUGUUGCAUGCCAGAUACAAGAGAAGCCAACUUAUCACUAAAAAGGAGCAGCAAGGACCCCAAAAAUUUUCCAGGCUCAUUUGCUAACAUCUCCUUUAAAACUGAAAGCAGCAGGCACAGAUACAUCAAUGAAGAAUUAAACAAAUUAGGUAAAGGGAACAUUUCUGUGAAUAUCCUUUCCUAUCGAGAGCUAUGUGAAGCGACUAACAACUUCAACCCCGACAAUCUGCUGGGAGAAGGAGGCUUUGGGAGGGUAUACAGAGGGAAUCUUGAAGAUCAAGAAAUUGCUGUUAAGCAACUUGACAGGAAUGGAUUUCAGGGAAACAGAGAAUUUCUAGUAGAAGUUUUGAUGUUAAGCCUACUUAGCCAUCAAAACCUUGUCAGUCUGGUUGGCUACUGUGCUGAUGGUGAUCAGAGAAUUCUAGUUUAUGAGUACAUGGCUGGUGGCUCCCUGGAGGACCACCUUCUUGACUUACAGCCAGGCAGAAAACCUUUAGAUUGGGCAACCAGGAUGAAAAUUGCUGAAGGUGCAGCAAGAGGGCUUGAAUAUUUGCACGAAACAGCCAAUCCCCCGGUAAUAUACCGCGAUUUUAAAGCAUCAAAUGUUCUGCUGGAUAUGGACUUCAAUCCAAAACUCUCAGAUUUUGGCCUUGCAAAGCUCGGUCCAACUGGGGAUAAAACUCAUGUCUCCACUAGAGUAAUGGGCACCUAUGGAUAUUGUGCACCUGAGUAUGCCUCAACAGGACAACUGACAACCAAAUCCGAUGUUUACAGCUUCGGAGUCGUAUUUUUAGAGAUAAUCACAGGAAGGAGAGUCAUUGACAAUUCAAGACCAACAGAAGAACAGAAUUUAGUCACUUGGGCAGCACCAUUGUUAAAAGACAGAAAGAAGUUUUCAAUUAUAGCAGAUCCAUUGCUAGAAGAAAAGUACCCUCAAAAGGGUCUAGCCCAAGCGCUUGCAGUGGCAGCCAUGUGUCUCCAGGAAGAAGCAGAUAUGCGACCAUUGAUGGGUGAUGUGGUAAUUGCUCUAGAGUUUUUAGCAAACAAAAAUGAGGGGGACGGGAGUACGUAAGAAAGCGGUAGGCCUGAUAAUAAUGGUAUGGAGGGGUAGCCAUUGAAGGAAAAAAAAAAAAAGAAAUUGCGUUUUGAGCAUGGAACUGAGUACUGUUUCAUGGGUUGAUUCAUGUUUGCGCAUGGUAUGUUUCUGCAAGACAGCUUAUGAUUAUUGGAUUAUGAUUAUGGAUAUGUGAUAAUCAAUUCUCGCAUGUUCCUUACAA
Messenger RNA from Mangifera indica (mango), 1763 nucleotides. RefSeq names its product probable serine/threonine-protein kinase PBL23. Gene Ontology annotation, biological process: protein phosphorylation. NCBI's taxonomy places the organism in Eukaryota, Viridiplantae, Streptophyta, Magnoliopsida, Sapindales, Anacardiaceae. The coding region runs from base 470 to 1558 and encodes 362 amino acids. The transcript is spliced from 5 exons. Gene Ontology annotation, molecular function: protein kinase activity; ATP binding. The record is from RefSeq and is a predicted model, not a curated record.